GCUGCAGAAAUGGCUGCUUUCUCAAUUCUCAUCAUUCAAUGACCCAACAAGAGGAAGAGGCUGAUGAUAAUGGAAACACCAGGGCAUUCCCUCUUUGGUUUCCUGCUAAUUCUACUUCUUGUUCAAGCUCAAGAUCAGUCAGACUUCAUUAGUUUAGACUGUGGAUUACCAGAGGGUACAAGUUACACUGAAACUUCGACCAAUAUUAGCUACAUUUCUGAUGCAUCCUACAUAAAUAGUGGUGUAAGUGAAAAUGUAACUUGGACAUACAGAGAUUCCCAUCAAAGGCAAAUGCUCAAGCUUAGAAGUUUCCCUCAAGGAAUAAGAAACUGCUACAAUGUAAGCAUUGUAAAGGGUACCAAAUACUUGAUUCGAGCGAGUUUCUUGUACGGGAAUUAUGAUGGCCUUAAUUUGCUACCAACAUUUGAUCUAUAUGUUGGGAACAGCUUGUGGGAAACAGUAAACAUCACUGACAAAGGCAUAGAUAUUGUCAAAGAUCUCAUACAUAUUACCUCCUUAAAUGAAGUUCACAUAUGUCUAAUCGAUACUGGAAAUGGAGUGCCAUUUAUUUCAGCAUUAGAAUUUAGACCUUUACUUAACAUGACUUAUCAAACAGUAUCGGGAUCCUUAUCACUUGCCGCUCGACUGGAUGUCGGUUCAACAGAUUAUCAAAAUUUCAGAUUUCCUUUUGACGUUUAUGAUCGCAUCUGGCCAGCAUAUAACUUCGAGGGGUGGACACAAGUAAGUACCAAGCACACUGUAGAUCCUAGUGGCAACAAUCACCAACUGCCAUCCAUUGUCAUGAAAACUGCUUCCACUCCAAUAAAUGGAAGCAAGCCUGCGGAGUUCUGGUGGGAUACAAUAGAUUCAUCUCAAUAUUAUGUGUUUAUGCACUUUGCUGAGGUUGUAGAGCUUCAACCCAACCAGAUUAGAGCGUUCAAUAUCACUCACAAUGGAGAUCUUUAUUUUGGACCUAUAGUUCCAAAUUAUUUGUCCACGUUGUCCGUUUUCAGCGAAAAACCAUUGGAGGCAGCAAAUAGACAUUUAUUUUCUUUCAUUGCAAUCAAGAACACAACACUUCCUCCUAUCGUUAAUGCUCUCGAGAUAUAUACAGCAAAAAAUAUAUCAGAGUUUGAAGCAGACCAAGGAGAUGUGGAUGCCAUUACCAAUAUCAAGUCAACUUAUGGAGUAAAGAGGGAUUGGCAGGGAGAUCCAUGUGUACCAAUACGAUAUCCCUGGAGUGGAUUAACUUGUAGCAAUGAAACUACCCCAAGAAUCAUAUCCUUGAACCUAUCUGCAAGUGAACUGAUAGGCGAAAUAUCUUCUUACAUAUCAAAUCUAACAAUGUUGCAAACUUUGGACUUGUCGUACAAUGAGUUGACUGGAGAGCUGCCAGAAUUCCUAGUAAAUUUUCCAAAUUUAAGAAAUAUUAAUUUAACUAGAAACAAAUUCACAGGCUCAGUUCCCAAGGCUCUCUUGCAAAGGGCUGAAGCUGGAUCACUUACAUUAAGUGUGGGUGAAAAUCCUGAUCUUUGUACAUCACUUAAAUGUGAUAACAAGAGGAAGAAUAACAAGAAGAAGAAGCACUUGCUUCUUAUAAUUCUCUCCACUAUAAUAUCUGUUAUUCUACCUAUCCUAAUGGGUAUUCUAGUAAUCUACAAAAGGAGAAAACAAAGAGAGAAUCUUAGAAGAUCGAUCGAAGAAAGGUUACUCAAAUCUAAGAAUCGGCAAGUUAGGUACUCUGAGAUACUGUUUAUCUCAGAUAACUUGAAGACAGUUAUUGGGGAAGGAGGAUUUGGAAAAGUAUACUUGGGUGCAGUGAGUGAUAGAACCCAAGUUGCUAUCAAGUUGCUGUCUAAAGCAUCACGACAAGGCUACAAUGAAUUCAGAGCAGAGGCUCAAAUAUUAACUGUUGUUCAUCAUAAAAAUCUGGUUGCUCUAAUUGGUUAUUGUGAUGAGGCGGAGAAUAAGGCGCUCAUCUAUGAAUUAAUGGCUAACGGAAAUCUACGCAAGCAUCUAUCCGCUUCGAGUACAAAGGUCUUGAGUUGGAUGGAAAGACUACAAAUAGCAGUUGAUGCAGCACAAGGACUGGAGUAUUUGCACAAUGGUUGCAAUCCACCUAUAAUUCACAGAGAUAUGAAGACUUCAAACAUCUUAUUGAAUGAAAGAAUGCAAGCCAAAAUAUCAGAUUUUGGACUGUCUAGAGUUUUUGCAAAUGAAAGUGAUACUCAUUUGUCCACAUGUCCUGCUGGCACUUUCGGAUAUGUCGACCCUAUGAUCCAUUCAUCUGGAAACUUCACCAAGAAAAGUGAUGUUUACAGCUUUGGGAUUGUCUUGUUUGAGCUGGUGACUGGCCAACCGGCCAUAAUAAAGGGCUCUGAGGACAACAUCCAUAUUGUGGAUUGGGCUAAGCCUUUGAUUGAAGAAGGCAAUAUCCAGAACAUUAUUGAUCCGAGGUUAGAAGGCUCCACAGGAAGUUGUUCUGUUGGGAAAUUUGUGGAGUUGGCUCUGUCGUGUACACUGUCAGCUUCAGCUGAAAGGCCUGACAUGAAUGACGUGGUGUCACAACUCAUUGAAUGUCUGAAGAUGGGUCAGGAAAGAACCCCACAGAUGCCACCUAAUAAUGCUGAGAACUUAUCUUACAAUUCAAUGGGCUCUGAAUUAUUAUUAAGUCCCAGAUAGA
Messenger RNA from Momordica charantia (bitter melon), 2683 nucleotides. NCBI's taxonomy places the organism in Eukaryota, Viridiplantae, Streptophyta, Magnoliopsida, Cucurbitales, Cucurbitaceae. The record is from RefSeq and is a predicted model, not a curated record.